AAUAAAAAGAAAAGAGAUUAUUCUAUAUUAAAAAUCUGACAUAAUUUUAAAACUGAAUAUCCGAAAAUUAAGCUCAAUUAAACUUUUCGAUUAGUUCAGAAAAUUUAACCUGAGUUUUUAUAGAAUAUUAUAUAGAUAUUGUAUUUAAAUUAUAAAAAGACAUCUACACUGGGAUAUAAUGGGUCAAGAUAAAAUAAAAAGUCCACCAAAAAUUCUGGAUGAAACAUUAAACUUUACUAAAUCUGAUAGUAUUCAAAAUAUUUCUACUAAGAGUGAACAAAGUGAUAAAAAAUAUGUAUGUAAACAUACUGGAUGUAAUGCAGCUUAUUUUAAGCAGUCUCGAUUAGACAGACACAUAAGAUUACAUACAGGAGAAAGGCCUUAUAAAUGUGAUUAUCCUGAAUGUAUCAAAGCUUAUACUAAUUCUAGUCAUUUGAAAAGACAUAUGGAAGUGCAUAAUCCUACAAAGAAAAGAUUACAAUGUAGCAAAUGUUCUCUAAUGAUCAGUAAUUAUCAUAAUCUAAAACGUCAUUAUACACGUGUACAUAAUAAUGAUAACAUUUUAACAUGUAAUGAGUGUAAUGCAGUAUUUAGUAAAAAGCAUCAAUUAGUUCAGCAUAUUGCUGUACAUUUUGAUGUGACUUCAUACAAAUGCAGUAAAUGUAAUAAAGGGUACUUAAAUAUAAAACGAUUGAAACGUCAUGAAACAAUGCACGAAAAAGGACAGAAAAGUUAUCCUUGUCAAAUUGUACAAUGUUCUGAAGUUUUUGAUAAAUGGGCUUUACUUUGUAAACAUAAAAAAACACACCAUAUUAAUGAUUAUAAAUGCGAUCAAUGUGAGAAAGCAUUUUCAACUAAAACUCGUUUAAAAAUCCAUUCCAAAAUUCAUGAAAAAUCUAGAAUUCUAAUACCUUGUCCAUAUGAAGAUUGUGAAAGAUCGUAUUUGUUUGAAUCUAAUUUGAAAAAUCACAUAAAAACUUGUCACUUAGGUCAGAGAUUUAUUUGUGAUAUAUGUAAAGCAGGGUUAUCAUCAAAACAAAAAUUAAUAGAACAUAAGCGAAUACACGAAAGUAAAACAAAGAAAAGAAUACCUAAACAAUCUCAACGUAAAAAAAGAAAAGAUGCUGGCAUACCUAGAAAGAGUAUGGUAACAACUCUGGCUGGAAUAGUAUUUACUCAUCAAGUAGAAAAGGAACUCUUGGAAAGGGAAACUAAUAUUGUCGAUGAUUCCUGCAUAGAUGCAAGUUGAGAUAUAUAAUAGUAAGAAAAUAAUGUGUGAUAAUAAAAAAUGACAACUUUUUAAAUAAAUCGUUGUUACAUCAACA
Molecule: messenger RNA, 1325 nt
Organism: Vespa crabro (European hornet)
Lineage: Eukaryota; Metazoa; Arthropoda; Insecta; Hymenoptera; Vespidae
Product: zinc finger protein 19-like
Exons: 5
Coding region: 179-1249 (356 amino acids)
Biological process (GO): regulation of transcription by RNA polymerase II
Cellular component (GO): nucleus
Molecular function (GO): RNA polymerase II cis-regulatory region sequence-specific DNA binding; DNA-binding transcription activator activity, RNA polymerase II-specific
Source: RefSeq, a predicted model, not a curated record